AUGAUUCGAUCCGCAGAGACAUGUCAGUGCCCGAUCCGGGAGAUAGGGCCGUCAGUGGCGGAAUCGUGCUCGGGCCAUUCGGUGCUGCUCUUCAUGACGAUAUUGGAGGCCUUCAUAAACGGCCGCUGCGACCUGGCCGACCCUUGCAACCGAAUCAUCGGCAAAGACGAACCGGACGAGAGUUACGACUUUGUGGUCGUCGGUGGAGGGACUGCAGGCUCUGUAGUCGCCGGUAGGCUCUCAGAAAACCCGCAAUGGAAGGUAUUGCUUCUGGAAGCCGGUGGUGACGAACCGAUAGCGUCGUCGGUACCCGCGUGGGUGACGUCAUACUGGUGGCGGAACGAUACAGACUGGCUUUAUCACACCGAACCACAAGAGAAGGCGUGCCUCGCCGAUGGCGGGAAAUGCUACUGGCCUCGAGGGAAACUACUCGGUGGGUGUUCGACAAUCAAUGGAAUGAUGUACAUGAGGGGGCAUGCGGCCGACUACGACGGCUGGGCGGUGAACGGCGCCAGCGGCUGGUCUUGGCACGAGGUGUUCCCUUACUUCCUGAAGAGCGAAGACAACAAGGAGCUGGGGCGGGGCGUGUCCGGGGAAUACCACAAUACGGGCGGGCCUAUGCCCGUGCAGAGGUUCCGAUACGCGCCUCAGUUCGCUCAUGACGUGGUGUCGGCGUCCAUCGAGCUUGGUUUUCCACCCACUAAUGACCUGAACGGCGAGAGUUCCACGGGUUUCACGAUAGCGCAGACAUUUAAUGACGGCGGAUCAAGAUACAGUACGGCGCGCGGUUUUCUCAGACCCGGUGCUAAACGGGAAAAUUUGCAUGUAGUUUUUAAUGCACACGCUUCUCGAGUUAUAGUGGAUCCGCAGACGAAGAAAGUGACAGGCGUGGAGUACAUAAAGAAUGGCCAGACAAAGUCCGUACUAGUGAACAAGGAGGCAAUCCUCUCCGCCGGAUCAUUAAACUCGCCGCAACUCCUUCUCCUCUCCGGAAUAGGGCCCAAAGAGACCCUGGACCAAUUCAAAAUACCAGUCGUUCACGAGCUCCUAGGCGUGGGGCAAAACCUCCAGAAUCACGUCGGUGUCCAACUCGAUUUUACGUUGACAAAGGAGCCCGAUUUACCAGUUCUGGACUGGGCAUCCGCCAUGGACUACAUGCUGAAUAGGGAGGGACCCCUUUCCUCGACGGGUCUGUCUCAGCUAACCGGAAUGAUCAACUCUAAGUACGCGCCGGCGGGCGGCAGGCAGCCGGACGUCCAGUACUUCUUCGGCGGCUAUUACGCGUCUUGCGGCGAUGGAACCUCCUUCGAUCCCGCGCAAUACGACAAGACCGACCGAAGGACUGUUAUGAUCGCAGCGAUUGCUCUUCAGCCGCGCAGCAGAGGCUAUGUAACUCUACGCUCGACGAAUCCCGCCGACCCGCCAGUUAUGCAGCCCAAUUACUUCUACGACGAGCACGAAAUGAAUGUCUUAGUAGAGGCGUCCAGGGUCGCGUACAGACUGGCGAACACCACGAUUUUAAGGGAGAAGUAUGGGAUGACACCAACCCCCGGCUACGGAGACAGCUGCCCUGGUGGUGGGGACAACCCGACGGACGAGUACUUCAGGUGCCUGGCGCGGUUGCACACGGCACCCGAGAACCACCAGGUGGGCACCUGCAAAAUGGGCCCCAGCACCGAUCCCAUGGCCGUAGUGGACCCCCAACUGAGGGUGCAUGGAGUGCAAGGUCUCAGAGUUGUCGACGCCUCUAUCAUGCCCAUCAUACCGACUGGUAACACAGCGGCCCCCACAGUCAUGAUAGCAGAACGUGGUGCCGAAUUCAUAAGGAGCAGACACCAGCAAUACAAGAACCGUCCUGGUAAUGGGUUAGAAAACAAAUUUGGCGACAGUACUUCUCAAAAUAGCGGCAAUUUUAACAAUGGCGGGUGGAAUUAUGGCGGUGGCUCCAGUUCGCAUAUAAAUGACGCCAACAAUGGACACAGAUGGGAAAAUUGGAAGCCGUGGGACAAGAGUUGGACCUGGGAGGACAAAAAGCGCAACGAAAAUAGCCCGAAAUGGACCGCG
Molecule: messenger RNA, 2064 nt
Organism: Iphiclides podalirius (scarce swallowtail)
Lineage: Eukaryota; Metazoa; Arthropoda; Insecta; Lepidoptera; Papilionidae
Source: the annotation of a GenBank genome assembly